This is a messenger RNA of Tribolium castaneum (red flour beetle), 465 nucleotides long. Its product is annotated as ankyrin repeat domain-containing protein 40. Bases 128 to 409 code for a protein of 93 amino acids. The record is from RefSeq and is a predicted model, not a curated record. The transcript is spliced from 2 exons. NCBI's taxonomy places the organism in Eukaryota, Metazoa, Arthropoda, Insecta, Coleoptera, Tenebrionidae.
UACAAAAGAGACGGCUUUUAUUGAUCGUUGACGUCGAUGAAAAAAUCCCCAACGACUUGGCAGCCACUUUGAAUUAAUCACUUGGCGCGGCAAAAAAGCGUUUUUUGCGCCGGUGAUCAGUGGCAAGAUGUCGCGUGCAGGGUACGUGUUGCGAUUACGAGUCGCUAAUUUGGAGGAUAAAGAUUUUAUCGAAGUCGAUUACGACGAGAGCAAAUUAAAUUACCGCGAUUUGAUCGAGACUUGUUGCCAACACCUCGGCGUUGAUAAAAUCGAUGUUGCGAAAAUACGGAAAUUGCCCGAUGUGACCAUACGGCGGGAUGAAGACGUGCAAAGGUUCAAUCGGCUGGAGCACCUGGAAGUGGUCGUUGUGCCCUCGAGGCUGCAGCCGAGCUAUAAUUACCAACUUUGAUCCGUUUCUUGGAAAUUCAAAUUGUUUAAUUAACAAAUAAAGUUUGUCUUGUCGGA